Messenger RNA from Volvox carteri f. nagariensis, 1338 nucleotides. RefSeq lists its product as uncharacterized. The coding region runs from base 1 to 1338 and encodes 445 amino acids. The transcript is spliced from 8 exons. The record is from RefSeq and is a predicted model, not a curated record. Gene Ontology annotation, cellular component: cytoplasm. Gene Ontology annotation, molecular function: guanyl-nucleotide exchange factor activity. NCBI's taxonomy places the organism in Eukaryota, Viridiplantae, Chlorophyta, Chlorophyceae, Chlamydomonadales, Volvocaceae.
AUGCAUGCAUGCAUGUGGGCGAAACAUUGGCAUGCAUUUGGCCGCGCACCUACAGACUCCCUGAUUGUGGUGGCGGGUUGGAACCACACAUGCGUGGCGCUGUACGGCAAAGUCAAGUGUUUCGGCAUGAACAACAACGGCCAGCUGGGUCUCGGUGACAACAUCAACUGGGGCACGGAUCCCGCUCAGAUGGGCGCCGCCCUGCCCUUCGUGGACCUGGGUCCGGGACUGGCGGCGGUGGCGCUGGCGGCGGGGGAUGCACACACAUGCGCCGUGCUGCAGCCGGGAGGAAGAGUCAAGUGCUGGGGGAGCAACACCGCCGGACAGCUGGGUUUGGGUGACAACCGCACGCGAGGCCUGCAGCCCACUGACAUGGGUGCCGCACUUCCCUUUGUGGACCUGGGCCCGGGGCUGUACGCCACCGCCAUCGUGGCCGGCUCGCGUCACACGUGCGUGCUGCUGCAACCGGGAGGCCGAGUCAAGUGCUGGGGGUCUAAUCGUAACGGUCGCCUGGGUCUUGGCGACACGCAGCCCCGAGGCCUGCAGCCCACUGACAUGGGCGCCGCACUGCCCUUCGUAGACCUGGGCCCGGGGCUGAAUGCCACGGCCUUGGCGGCCGGGUCGGCCCACACUUGCGCCCUGCUGCAGCCGGGUUCGCUGAUAAAGUGCUGGGGCUACAACCGGCACGGUCAGCUGGGCUUGGGUGACCGUAUCCCUCGGGGCAUGGUGGCCGGCCAGAUGGGCGCACGGCUGCGGCCCGUGGACUUCGGGCCUGUGGUCCGGACUCCGGUAGCUAUCACCGCAGGCGCCGGGCACACGUGUGCGGUCCUGCAGCCCGGAGGCGGCGUUCGUUGCUGGGGUCGCAAUAGCGCGGGUCAGCUCAGCCUGGGUGAUACUGAGGACCGUGGCGACCAGCCCGGGGAGACGUCCGCCUAUUUCCAGGACGCCCGACUGGGGCUGAACGAGUCGGCUGCGGCUGCGGCGGCGGGUGCCUUCUUCACUUGUGCACUAUUGGUGCCCGGAAGCUACGUAAAGUGCUGGGGCACAUGCUCCCCAUUAUUCCGUCCCAUCUCAACAAACGUCCCAUUCUCCAUACCACCGUUGUGCUACAUCCGUGGAAGGAGCAAUGCCCAUGGCGCUCUGGGCCAGGGCAGGGGGGGCGGCUGGGGCUGGUCAUCUUUCGGUGAUGACAAUUAUGAGCCGGGCAACCAGAUACGCCCGGUGGAUCUGGGGUACGGUCUGAGAGUGGAGAGCAUUGCGGCUGGUGGCCUGCACGUGUGUGCUAUUUUGAAGCGGAGCCGCUCAUCGUCGCAAAGGCUGAUCAAGUGCUGGGGGUGA